Messenger RNA from Phyllostomus discolor (pale spear-nosed bat), 4336 nucleotides. It is a transcript of the gene BEND7, whose product is annotated as BEN domain containing 7. Bases 15 to 1934 code for a protein of 639 amino acids. Lineage: Eukaryota; Metazoa; Chordata; Mammalia; Chiroptera; Phyllostomidae. The record is from RefSeq and is a predicted model, not a curated record. The transcript has 8 exons. Gene Ontology annotation, molecular function: DNA binding.
CCGGGCCCCCGGGGAUGGCCGCGGCUGCGCUCCGCCAGCAGGUGGCCCCGGGGUCCCGGCGGCGCCGCCUCCUCCCGGUGCCCCUCCUCCCGCGGGGGCGGUCAGCGCCCCGACCCGGUUCGCACCCCGUCGCUGCCGCCGCCGCCGCCUUCAACCCGCCUGCUGCCGGACCGCCGCGUCCCCAGGGCCGCGCUCGCCGCCGCCACCGCCGGGUCCCGAGCUGCGCCCAGGCCGGCCGGCGGCGACAUCCCGGGGCGCCCGCCGCCCCGGCCCGCCUUCCCCGCCCCCAACUCGCUCCCCAACGGAAAGUUCGGCUCCGGCCGGGUUUUCCCAGAAGCCAGGAAGGAACCAGGGUCGGGGGGCUUGUGGAGGGGACCCGGGGGGCGUACGGGAGGGGGCAACUUCUCCCGGGAAAGCGCCUCCUGCCGAGCUCGGCGCGCCGCAGCCCCCGAGAGGGUUCGAGGUGGUUCUUCCCUUCCCUUGGCCUCCCCCCUGCGGAUUCCACAGACGGACCUUGGUCCCGGCGCUCCCGCUGCCGGGUGACAAGAGCCCGAGCCGCUGCUACCGCCGCCUCGGCCGCCCCCGGCCGCAGCCCUUCCUACAGCACCAUGGAGUUCUCCGAGAGGAAAAGGAGCAGGAAAUCCCAGAGCUUCAAACUGGUGAGCGGAGAUUAUCACCAUGAGAUAUAUAAACUGUCAGAAUUCAGCAAUGAUGUCAAUGGGGAGGCCAAAGAGACACACCCCAUGUUUUUAGGAGGUGAAAGCAUGGAAAUUAAAAAACAAAUCACAGGAAUGAGAAGGUUACUGAAUGAUAGCACUGGGAGGAUCUAUCAGCGUGUUGGCAAGGAAGGCGAAAAAUUAAAAGAAGAACCCCAGGAUUUGGACUCCAUCUGGCCCCAGCGUUUGAACUCUGCUGAGGCCCCACAGAGCCUCCACCCUUCUCGGGGUGCGUGGAAUGAGUUCCCAGCCCAGAGCGGGCAGCUCUCAGGGCAGUCUGGCCCCCGCGCUAGAGCCUUCCAGAGUCAGCCCCACACUGCUGGGAGCUCCAACGGAGAACUUCCAGUGUUGAAUUCGUCAGCUGGAUCAAACUGCUGUACCUGUAACUGCCAAUCAACAUUGCAGGCCAUUCUCCAAGAACUCAAGACCAUGCGGAAAUUAAUGCAAAUUCAAGCAGUUGGAACCCAAAACAGACAACAACCCCCAAUUUCCCUUAUAUGCUCCCAGCGAACUGCUGUCUCACGCAAGAGAAAUAAAAAGAAAAAAGUGCCCUCUAAGACUGUUGAACCUCUUACUGUGAAACAGAAGCCCAGUGUGUUAGAGACUGAGAAGAAGACCGCUGUGGCCUCAGAGCAGCCUGCCCUCCAGGCGGCUGAGCACACCUCCGCCUCGGAGAACCACGUCCUGGGAUUUGGCAUUGUUCUGGAAUCGCCUUCCUCAGAUCCAGAAGUGCAACUUGCUGAAGGCUUUGAUGUGUUUAUGCCUAAAUCUCAGCUGGACUCUAUAUUGUCAAACUACACUCGCUCAGGAAGCCUUCUGUUUAGAAAACUGGUGUGUGCAUUUUUUGAUGACAAGACUUUGGCUAACUCCUUACCCAAUGGGAAGAGGAAAAGAGGACUGAAUGACAACCGGAAAGGACUAGACCAAAAUAUUGUGGGUGCAAUAAAAGUCUUUACAGAAAAGUACUGUACUGCUAAUCACGUGGAUAAACUUCCUGGCCCGAGAGACUGGGUACAGAUUCUACAGGAUCAAAUUAAACUGGCCAGAAGAAGGUUAAAAAGAGGCUCAGCAGAGGUAGCUGACGGUGAUGAAAGACUGGAUGGCAUCUCUCUACCACCAACAGGUAAAACACAUUUACAUUUUCAUCACCGGCUGGAAAACACAGCACAGGAAAAUAUUUGCAUUGAAAAUGUUAGCAUUAGAGAUGCAGAUGCUUGAGUAAAUGCUCCUCUAACAGACCCAGGUCAUCAGAGGUCCUCAGUGCCCUUUGUUCAGACAUAUUUUUCACACUGAAUGUGAAAAGCUACAUUUUUCUCACACAGUUUUAUAUUCUUAAAAACCUCGGAAUAGCAAGUCCUAAGGAUUUAGUGUCAUAAGAUUUUGCCUCCCCAAACCUCUCUGUACAUUAAAAAAUAUUUUAAUGUGAUAUGGCAUUUCUUUUUAGAACAAAGGCCACCAAUUUUAUGAUGAAAUUCAUGUCCAUUCUGUCCUUUCCCACCUGCCCCAACGGGCAUUGAGAGGCAGUCAGUCAUCCCCCUUCACACAGUGGGCACCCAGGGAAUACUGCGUUCUAGUUGAGUGACUGGACAGGCCAAGCCAUCUGGCAUGGGUGGCACAUUAUUAAUGUUAUAACCAGGUCCCCCCGGUGCAACAUUUCACUGAAGCAUCUACUAUAAUGUUAAGCCAUAGAAUCAGUGUGACUUCACAUUAUUUAACUCUCAAGUGAUAUACUUCUGACUCUCGCCUCCUGCCUCUUCUCCCAUUCUUGCCUGAGAGCCAGAGGGACAGAUUUCUGAUCACGGAGCCGUGUGGCAAACAGUUUAUUCCCUCAGUUGGCCUCAAAACUCUUUAUUGACCACCCUCAAACCUAGAUGCCAAAAAACCUCCUAGGGGAAAAAGCUCAACUCAGUGUUUUCUCCUCUAGAUUUGGGCUGCUGAGUUUUCAAUGGAAAUCAGCAAAUAUGAAUGGAGCAGCUAGUCUGUGUAGGCACGCUCCUGGGUCGUGUGUGCACUGAUGGCCCUCACCCUGAGAUGGCAAGUGAAGCACAGUGCUGUGGUGUAGGGCAGACGUAUGUCAGUGAACUUCAGAGCAACGAGAAAGCUCAGCCAUGUAAAUGAUACAGUGCUUUCUGUCACUGUGGCUGAGCAUCAGAUUGAGGGACGAGUGAAAAAAGGAUCUGCUUAUAUCAAGUGUACUAUACACAGUCAUUAUAUAAAGGGAUUUCUCUUCUUGUUCAGCUAUGUGUCCACAUAAUUGAAAUGCAUGAUCUCUACUGUUCUUUCCCAUUCUGUCCUCCGAAUAUCAGGACAACUCAUAUUAGCCGUGUGCCUUUCACCCCUGGCCCAUUCCCAGGAGACACAUGAAAUACAACUGAUAAUGGAACUGUGCACUUCAGGGGGCCACUGGGAGGAAUAUCAUGCUGCUCUGGUUGUGCUCUCCAGCGUUACUCCCCUCCAGCCUGUUGCCCCAGGACAUUUGCACUGCCUGUCCUCACUGUCAUCUGACACCGUGGGCUUUUAAAAAUUAUUAUAGGAAGCCCAUUGCCCUUUGCAUUUUCCUGUCUGAGGAUGGAGCCAAAGAGACAUUUCAGAUGAGAAAAUUGAAUGUGGGAUGGUAGAACAACACCAUGGAACUGAAAAGAAUUUCAAGGAAUAUGAGUAUGAAGGAACAUUAGAGAUCAUCUAGUCCCAUACUUCUUUUUACCCAGUCCUUUUAUUUUACAGGUAAAAAAGCCUGAGGCCCAGAAACACCACGUGACUUUCUCAAGGUCUCACAGCUGGUUGGUGGCCUGCCCAGAGGCCAGGCCUCUCGCCUGCUCAUCGUUACACCGCGUAGCUUUCUUACACCUAAGCCAAAGCCAGCUUUUCUCUGCAUGUUUCUUAAAGAUCCCAAGAGUUGAUGAUGUACUAAUCCCUGUAGGAUUCCAUCUCACUGUCUCACAGUCUCCACAGCUAGAAGGCCCAUCGUAAGUCCCCCUGAAGUCCACUGCACUUUCAAACUCAUGUAAUUCUUUCUCGAAUGUUGCCCAGGGCUGUGAGGUUGUAAUGAAGACAGGAGUAGAAUGGCCCUGCGGGUCCUUUCACUAGACUCUUAAUAGAUGUUUGGCACAAAUGACUAAACAGUGAGAUAAUACUGUUUAUCAUUUAGAAAAGGGGAAAAGAAUUUCCAGGUUGGUGCCCCAAAUUUGCAAUAAUGAAAUUAAAUCUUGAUUAGAAUAGCCUGUCUCUUGACUGUCGCCCAAUCUGGUGGCUCCUCUGGACUCUAAGCUACUACUGAUCCCUCCCUCCUUGCGUGCACCCCAGGGAGACUAAGAGGUGAACUCCACCUUUCUUAUACAAGGAACUUCAUCCUGAGAUUUGAGAUUUACUGGCCAGACCUUCUUUGUACAUUAAUCUGAGCUGACAACAGCUGGUCCUCUCUAAAGAUUUAACAAUGCCUUGAUUAACUUUAGGUCUUUUUUCCCUUCCAAAUUCACAGGUACUGAGGAGGGUGGGGGAGAGGUGUAAAUCCUUAGUAUUUCUAUGAACCAGAAUCAGGCAAGUCAGGGUUACAGUCUGGCAGUCAAAUGACAUUUGUCUCAAUUCAUUACAUUUAAGCAAACUUCUGUGUCUAGUCUUAA